Messenger RNA from Aspergillus nomiae NRRL 13137, 1092 nucleotides. Its product is annotated as F-box protein. Lineage: Eukaryota; Fungi; Ascomycota; Eurotiomycetes; Eurotiales; Aspergillaceae. The transcript has 2 exons. The coding region runs from base 1 to 1092 and encodes 363 amino acids. Gene Ontology annotation, molecular function: protein binding. The record is from RefSeq and is a predicted model, not a curated record.
AUGGCCAGCACCGACAUACACAGAAUCUUCUACAUCCCAGAGAUUCUGGAGAGGAUUCUUCUAGAUUGUGAUAUCUGUACUCUGCUCACAUCUGUCCAACGAGUGUGCCACUACUGGCACGACCUAAUCCUGAGCUCUGGUCCCCUCCAGGAAGCUCUCUUUUUCAAACCAGCCAAACGCCCUAGCACAGAUCGUAUCAGUAACCCACUUUUACGAGACAAGUUGUGGCCACAGUUUUUCAGGAAGCGGUUUCAGUUGCCUGAUGAGUUUUUCCUUGACGAGAUAACGUAUACCUUCUCCGAUAUUGAUCCCAUUGACGAAGAGGUGUAUCUCCGCAAGAAUGCCAGCUGGCGACGCAUGUUGAUCCAACAACCCCCGACCCCGUAUAUUGGGAUUAUCGAAGCAUACCCUGGACGGCAACAAGACCGGCCUUCAUUUACCAGAGUUACAUUCCGUCGCCACGGUGGAUCUUUUCUCAUGCCGCUUCUCCUUGAUGGAAUAGUCACGGCAGCAUUGAUGCCGCAGGAGAAGCCGUGGGUUUUCUGCGACUUAGAUUGGGUUAGGGCGAACGAGAUAAGCUCUACUGGAGAGAGCACGGUGGAGGAUUCCGAGGAAAGUGCAGAAUCAACAGAUUCGUGCGACUCCGACCAGGAAUGGUUUAGGGAGGAUGAGACAAGUUCUACUGGAAAGCGCACAGUGAAGGAUGGACUUUUGGAAGAUAUGCACCAACUGCAAAGCGCGGUAUCACAAUAUCUACGCAAGCAGGAAUGGUUUCGGGCGAAGGAGAUAAGCUCUACUGGAGAGAGCACGGCGGAGGAUCUGGAGGAUAGUGCAGACUCAACAUAUUCGUGCGAUUCUGACCAGGAAUGGAUUUGGGAGGACGAGACAAGGUCUACUGGAGAGCGCGCAGGAGAGCGCACAGUGAACCAAGUUGUGCGCGAGCUAAUGGCAAAACGAUGGGUUCGCUGGACUGGUGGCUACGCUCAUUGCGGAACUUCCGAAUUAGUGAAACACGACGCCGUGAACGGAUUCGGUGCUUUGAAUACUUUGAACCUGCUCCUUACUUUUGCUAGUGUUGUUCCGCUUUCUUGA